This is a messenger RNA of Mesitornis unicolor (brown roatelo), 1434 nucleotides long. RefSeq names its product tripartite motif containing 62 (gene TRIM62). Gene Ontology annotation, molecular function: zinc ion binding; protein binding. The transcript has 5 exons. Gene Ontology annotation, biological process: positive regulation of canonical NF-kappaB signal transduction; innate immune response. Lineage: Eukaryota; Metazoa; Chordata; Aves; Mesitornithiformes; Mesitornithidae. The record is from RefSeq and is a predicted model, not a curated record. The coding region runs from base 10 to 1434 and encodes 474 amino acids.
CCCCGAGCCAUGGCCUGCAGCCUGAAGGACGAGCUGCUGUGCUCCAUCUGCCUGAGCAUCUACCAGGACCCAGUGAGCUUCGGCUGUGAGCACUACUUCUGCCGCCGCUGCAUCACCGAGCACUGGGUCCGCCAGGAGCCCCAGGGCACCCGUGACUGCCCCGAAUGUCGCCGCACCUUUGCCGAGCCCACCUUAGCCCCCAGCCUCAAACUGGCCAACAUUGUGGAGCGCUACAGCGCCUUCCCCUUGGACGCCAUCCUGGGCGCCCAGCGCAGCCCCUUCCCCUGCAAGGACCACGAGAAGGUCAAGCUCUUCUGCCUCACUGACCGCGCCGUCGUCUGCUUCUUCUGCGACGAGCCCGCUGUGCAUGAGCAGCACCAGGUCACCAACGUGGACGAUGCCUUCGAGGAGCUGCAGCGGGAGCUGAAGGAGCAGCUCCAGGGGCUGCAGGAGAGCGAGCGUGGCCACACUGAAGCCCUGCACCUCCUCAAGCGGCAGCUGGCUGAGACCAAGUCCUCAGCCAAGAGCCUGCGGGUGACCAUCGGGGAAGCCUUUGAGCGGCUGCACCGGCUGCUGCGGGAGCGGCAGAAGGCGAUGCUGGAGGAGCUGGAGGCGGACACGGCACGGACGCUGACCGACAUCGAGCAGAAGAUCCAGCGCUACAGCCAGCAGCUCCGCAAGGUGCAGGAGGGCAGCCAGAUCCUCCAGGAGCGCCUGGCCGAAGCCGACAAGCAUGUCUUUUUAGCCGGUGUUGCGUCCCUUUCCGAGAGGCUGAAGGGGAAGAUCCACGAGACCAACCUGACCUACGAGGACUUCCCCACCUCCAAGUACAUGGGGCCGCUGCAGUUCACCAUCUGGAAAUCCCUCUUCCAGGACAUCCAUCCUGUGCCGGCAGCCCUGACACUGGACCCCGGCACAGCUCACCACCGCCUGAUCCUCUCCGACGACUGCACCAUUGUGGCCUAUGGCAACCUGCACCCCCAGCCGCUCCAGGACUCCCCCAAACGCUUUGACGUGGAGGUGUCAGUGCUGGGGGCGGAGGCAUUCGGCAGCGGGGUCCAUUACUGGGAGGUGGUGGUCUCCGAGAAGACCCAGUGGAUGAUCGGCCUGGCCCACGAAGCCGUCAGCCGCAAAGGCAGCAUCCAAAUCCACGGCGGUGGGUUUUACUGCAUCGUCAUGCACGACGGCAACCAGUACAGCGCCUGCACCGAGCCCUGGACCCGGCUCAACGUCAAGACCAAGCUGGAGAAGGUGGGGGUCUUCCUGGACUACGACAAGGGGCUCCUCAUCUUCUACAACGCCGACGACAUGUCCUGGCUCUACACCUUCCGGGAGCGCUUUCCCGGCAAGCUCUGCUCCUACUUCAGCCCCGGGCAGAGCCACGCCAAUGGCAAGAACGUCCAACCGCUGCGCAUCAACACCGUCCGCAUCUGA